AUGUACCUUGCGAUGGGGGUGGGCGCGUAUCUGCUUCCGAUUGACAUUUCGGCGUGGUUUGGCAUUCCGCUGUUAGGGCAUACAUUUGUGAACGCAGUGGUCAUUUGGACACUGGUCCUAUUUGUGUACUGUUUUAUUGCGUCUGUGCUCCCGGUCUGGACACUCCUGCAGCCGCGUGAUUUUAUCAAUAGCCAUGAGUUGAUUGUGGCACUAGGCCUGCUGAUUGUGGGGCUGGCUAUUGCGGGUUUGACGGGGAGAGCGGAUCUCUUUGCAUCUGCACCUGCGAUCGCGCCUGAUAUUCCGCCCGAUGCGCCGCCGAUUUGGCCCUUCCUGUUUAUCACCAUUGCCUGUGGUGCGAUCAGUGGAUUCCACUGCAUGGUGAGUUCUGGCACCUCCAGUAAGCAGGUCGCUUCGGAGAAAGAUGCGCAGUAUGUCGGCUACGGUGCGAUGCUACUUGAGGGUGGACUCGCCGUGAUCGUCAUCCUCGCGUGUUGCGCCGGGAUUGGUAUGGGGCUUUUUGAACGGAGUGGAACGGGCGCGAGCUACGCUUUUCAGCCUGUGAUUAGUUCUGAGACGGGGCAACAGAUUCGGUAUCAAGAGGCGUGGCGGACGCGCUAUGCUACAACCGAAACGGUGACGAACCCCGAUGGCACAACGCGGACGGUCGGCGGCUGGGCGGGUCACAGUCUUGCCAAAAAGGUGUGGAUGAUUGUUGAGGGGUUGAUUACGUUGCGACGGCGCGUGGGAACUAUCCGGAACUUCCGCCGCUACACCCACAACAGCAGCAGCCAGCUAGUUAGCGGGGAAGCAGGGAGGAUCAAAGAGGUCGAGUUUCGUAAGGUCUGCGCGAUUUUCGGGGUGACGGAUGUACGGAUCCUUGAUUUUCCUGAUAAACCGUUCCAUAACACGCCGGAGACGGUGGAGGCACUGCGACAGAUUAUCUAUGAUGUGCGUCCGGAUGUGUUAAUCACGCAGAGACCGCACCUGAGUGGACGUAACGCUAUGGCUUCUGCUGCACACAACGAUCACGAUGAGACGGCGUUUGCCAUUUUGGAGGCGCAGGGGUUGGCGGGAACGCCUGAUUACGGCAGCCGUCAGAGACCUCACACGAUUGCAGCGACCUAUUAUCCCGGUGUCUAUUACAUGCCAGACGAGAUUGACUUCUAUGUGGACAUUUCGGACUGGAAGGAGCAGCGGAUUCAGGCGGAAAUCCUUUUCAGCAGCCAAGGGCACACCGAAACCUUCGCCCGCAAGCGGAUUGAGAUCCAUACGGGCAAUGCGGGCUGGUCGGCGGGGACGCAAUAUGCAGAGGGAUUUGUCCGCGCUGCCCCGGAGGUUCUAUCGCGGAUUCAUGUGCCGGAAGCUGCUUUGCGGCGGGCUUCGGAGCCGCGUCAAAAUCACCUGAAGCGUAUUGCGGGUGAACUUGAUGAGGGUUGA
Molecule: messenger RNA, 1437 nt
Organism: Geodia barretti
Lineage: Eukaryota; Metazoa; Porifera; Demospongiae; Tetractinellida; Geodiidae
Source: the annotation of a GenBank genome assembly